Messenger RNA from Monoraphidium neglectum, 2547 nucleotides. RefSeq lists its product as hypothetical. NCBI's taxonomy places the organism in Eukaryota, Viridiplantae, Chlorophyta, Chlorophyceae, Sphaeropleales, Selenastraceae. The transcript is spliced from 15 exons. The record is from RefSeq and is a predicted model, not a curated record. Bases 1 to 2547 code for a protein of 848 amino acids. Gene Ontology annotation, molecular function: protein disulfide isomerase activity; protein-disulfide reductase activity. Gene Ontology annotation, biological process: response to endoplasmic reticulum stress. Gene Ontology annotation, cellular component: endoplasmic reticulum lumen.
AUGCUGCUUCUGCUGCUGCUGCUGCUUGCCGCACCUGCAACGGCGCUGUACACAGCGGAUGAUGAUAUACUGCUGCUUGAAGACGGCAAGGAUUCCCUCAACAAGGCGCUGCUCUCGUCGCACGGCGCCGGCCUGCCCCCGAUCGACAAGCUGCAGGAGCCGCUGGCGCGCAGCGCCCCUUCGGGGCACCGCCCCGCCGCUGGUUCCGCAGCCGGGGCCUCCUAUGUGGAGUUUUUCACACCCUCAUGCCCCCACUGCGCGGCGCUGGCCCCCGAGGUCAAGAAGGUGGCCUCAAACCUUAAGGGCAUCGCGACCGUCGCGGCGGUGGACUGCAGCCAGCCAGCGGGCCGGAAGCUCUGCGACUCGUUUGGCGUCCGUGGGUACCCCACACUCAAACUAUUCGCGCCUGACCUGAAGCCCAACCCAUACACAGGAGAGGGCAUGAAGGACAUGCAGGAUUACAAAGGCGAGUCCGGCGCGCGCGCCAUCGCCGCGGCGGUGACCGCCCUCCUCCACGACCGGCGCAUAUCGCAUGUCGCGUCUGCCGCAGAGCUGGCGGCGUUCGCGCCUGCCCUGUCUAGCAAGGCCCCCGCCAGCGGCCCCGCCGACGGCAUGGCGGCCGAUGGAGCACUGGCCAAUGGGCCAGCGAGCGACGCGUCCUUGGCGCGUGUCCUGCUGUUCACGGAUAAGGAGAAGACAACAGUCCUCUACAAGGCGCUGUCAAUUGCCUACGCGGGGCGCCUGCGGUUCGGUCAGGCGCUCAAGGGCGAGGGCGGCGCGGGCGCGGCGGCGGAGCGGCUGGGGGUGCAGGAGUACCCGACUCUGGUGGUGAUCAAGCCCGACGGCGCGCAUGACACCUACACUGGCCCCUUGAAGGCCCUCCCCCUGCGCGCCUAUCUCGACACCUUUGCUGCGGACAAGCCGGUCCCCGACGAUGACGACGCGGGCGCCAUCUCCUCUCGCGCCAAUGGCUCCAAGUCCAAACAGGAAGAGGUUUUUGAGAAGAUCUUUGCUGUGCCUGUGGAGCGGCUCUCGUCGGCAAACCUGACAGCGCUCGACGAAGACGAGGCAAUGUGGCUGCUGGCCGUGCACGCGGGCGGCAAGGAGGAUGGUGCGUGCCGGGAGCCCAUUGCCGCCUUCGACGCCGCCGCCAAGGCCGCGCAGUCCGUGGUGCAAUACGCAACCUUGGACGCGCUCGGCGCGUCCGAGGCAGACCGCCGCGCGCUGUCGGCGAUGGGGGUCGACCUGAAGGCGCUCGAGGCAACGCCCUGCGAGCUGCAGGUUGUGCUGCUGCCACACGGCAAGGGUAAGGCUGACCUGGACGAGUACAAGAGGUGGGAGGGCGGGCUAGGUGACGCCAAGGCGCUGCAGGGCUGGCUGCUGGAGGACGUCCCGGACUCCACCAUCAUCCUGACCAGCGAGCAGGAGAUGCAGAUGUUCAUACAGUCGCCGUCCCCCAAGAGCGACGGCAAGGCGUACGGCAAGGUGCUGCUCUUCGCGUCUAAAGGGGAGGUCCCGGGCAUUUACAAGGCCCUCGCCCUCAACACGGCGAGGGCCGGCCUGCGCUUCACGUUCGGGUGGAUCCCGCCGGGCGAGAGCACGGCCGAGUUCUCGGCAAAGACUCGCAAGAUGCUGCGGCUACCGAGGGUCCCAGGCCUGGCGGCCGCAGUGCCCUACCUGGGGCCCAACGCCCCCAAGGGGCCCCCCGGCACCACCCCCCUCGGCUUUGAGCCCUUUGUGGGGUCCCUCAAGUACCAGCUCAUGGCCGCCUGGCUCAAGAGCCUGGCCGUGAUGUCGGGCCUCUCUGAUGCAUCCCCCGGAGCGGCGGCCGCCACCUCCACCGCCGCCGGCGGCGCGGCCGUGGCCGUGGUGACCACUCAGCAGCAGCUGCAGGACGCGUGCUACGGCCGGGGCGCGCUGUGCGUGCUGGGCCUACUGGACGGCGCCAGCAAGGAUCGGGAGGACCAAGAAAAGGCAUUCGAGCAGGCUGUGGCGCAAGCGGCGGCGUCGCAGGCGCCCGGCGUCGUGACCUUUGUCCGCCUGGACGGGUCCAGUCAGCGCGCCCUCCGCGAGGCCCUGGCCCUGCGGCGCGACGAGCUGCCCGCGCUCGCGGUGCUCAGCGCCAAGCGGCUGCGCUUCGCGCUCGCGCCGCCCGGGGCCGGGUUCGGGGCUGAGGCGGCGAAGGCGCUGCUGGAGGGGGUGCUUUCGGGGAAGCUGCCCACUCAGCCGCUGCAGGAGCUGCCCCGAUUCGUGGACGGCGGCGACGCGGACGCCGGCGCGGACGACGAGGGUUCCCAGGACGAGGUUGCGGAGGACGAGUUUGAUCUGAGCGAGAUCAUGGCCGAGGAGGUUGACCUGCGGCUUGAGACCAAGGAGGAGCAGCUGCGCAAGGUUGAGGAGGAGCUCAAGGCAGAGGCUGCGGCCAAGGCGGCGGCCGAGGCGGCCGCGAAAGCCAAGGCUGCCAGCAGCAAGAAGAAGAAGAAGUCCAAGAAGAAGAAAAAGCAGGCCGUGUCAAAGGGCGACGGCGGGCAGAAGGACGAGCUGUGA